CAUUUCAAUAUAGUAUCGCACAAGUGUUUAAAAACGGAGACUGCAGAAUCCGUUGAAGAACAAUUGGCAAGCAUUCUGUGCUCUAAUGAUUCUUGCGAGGAUACAUCAUUGCUCAAGUGUAUCAAGUGUAAGCGGUAUUUUUGUGUGGCGCACAGGCAUCACGAAUGCUCGGAGCGCUCGGAGCUGAGUAAAGCAGAGAAGACAAAGAAACUGAAGAAAUGGCAGAUAUCAAAGAACCAGUUUGCAGAAGCAAAAGCUAUAGUGGAUCAACAAAUCGCGGAGAGUUUGAAGAAAUCCAAGAAUACAACACUGGCAAAUAAAGUACAACUCAUGCGUGUGAAAUGUUCCGCAAUUGGUCCCAGAAAUGUACCAACGAGCGAGAGAAGUUACUUCCUUGUGCAUUUGCCACUCACAGUUAAAAAUAAACACAUAGGCACGUCGAAAGGCACCUACGUCAACAUGCACUGGACGAUUGGUAAAUGUAUAGAUUCAAUAGCGGACACACUCAAAGUUCGGAACUAUAUUCCGAGUAACAAUAAUACAGCCACCACGAAUAAAUUGAAACUCUUCCGUCAUUCUACCGGAGAUCUGAUAUGCAACGAGAUGGACACACCUUUGGCAAAAUUAUUUGAAGAAUCUGCUGUUUUCGACGGCGAGCGAGUUAUCUUGGAAUAUUCUGAUAAUGUACCUAAUAAUGUAAUAGAUCCAUCUUUGUAUAAAUAAGUAUUGUAUGUAUGGUAUUUUGUUGUAAUGAAAUUUCUGCAAAAGAGAGUAAUAGGCAACAAUCCACUAAUUGGGCAACUAUUAAAACAGUAUGAUUUUUUUCGUGCCACUUGUGAUAUAUGGAAUUUUAUGAUUCUCUGUCGACAUAAUUUGACUUAUCGGUAAUGGCGAAAAAACACAGCUUUGUUAGAAUAUUCUGAUAAUGUACCUAAUAAUGAUUAAUAGAUCCAUUUUUGUAUAAAUAA
Messenger RNA from Temnothorax curvispinosus, 968 nucleotides. RefSeq names its product AN1-type zinc finger protein 1-like. The transcript has 2 exons. The record is from RefSeq and is a predicted model, not a curated record. Lineage: Eukaryota; Metazoa; Arthropoda; Insecta; Hymenoptera; Formicidae. The annotation marks the transcript as partial.